Molecule: messenger RNA, 1346 nt
Organism: Owenia fusiformis
Lineage: Eukaryota; Metazoa; Annelida; Polychaeta; Sabellida; Oweniidae
Source: the annotation of a GenBank genome assembly
CAAACUUGUAUUUUUGAACAAAACAUUUGAAAAAUAUCUGGUCAGGUUCUGGUCAUCACAGGGCUGCCACAGGGUCCGACACUGCGUUUCUUACUUUUCUUUGGUUUCUAGGAUGUCUGUUAACUAUGCCUCUGGCCUAUCUACAUAUGAAAAUAAAGGGAAAGUCGGCCUUCCUGAAACAUUUGACAAUGAUGUCACACUGGAAGAUAAUGUUGCAGCAUUAGAGAAACUGGUUCGUGAAAGCAAGCACAUUGUUGUGCAUACAGGAGCCGGAAUCAGCACUGCUUCUGGUAUUCCAGAUUUUAGAGGUCCUAAUGGUGUGUGGACAUUAGAAAAGGAGGGUAAAUCCCCAACUGUGGAUGUGACAUUUGAGAGUGCCAAACCAACUCUCACCCACAUGGCCCUAGUAGCCCUAGAGCAGGCAGGCAUGGUGAAGUAUGUUAUCACGCAGAACAUAGAUGGGCUCCAUAUAAAGUCUGGUUUCCCUCGUAAUCGUCUUUCUGAACUACAUGGGAACAUGUUUAUAGAAGAAUGCGACAAAUGCAAAACUCAGUACAUCAGAAGAACCCCUGUACCCACAAUGGCGCUGCGCCCCACAGGAAAUAACUGCACCCAGGUCAAGCGUAGGAAUAUAUGCAGGGGUAGACUUCAUGAUACAAUACUAGACUGGGAGGAUGCCUUGCCUGAUGAAGAUCUUGAUAAUGCUACAACUCAUGCAAAGAAGGCAGAUCUCAGUAUAUGCCUGGGAACCUCCCUGCAGAUCAUACCUAGUGGGAACUUACCUCUCUUGGCAAAGAAAAAUGGAGGCAAACUCGUCAUUGUGAAUCUCCAACCAACCAAACAUGAUAAAAAAUGUCACCUAAAAAUUCAUUCAUAUGUUGAUACAGUUAUGUGUAAACUAUGUAAGAAACUUGGUAUUGAUAUUCCAACAUAUGGUGGGCACAAUCCAAGACUCCAGUCCGUGCAUACUGUAAAAGGUGAGAAAUACAAAAGAGGAGUUGUUAUAGCAACAAUGGAUGAUGUCAAAGAUCAUAAACCAGAAAUUAAAAACAUAAAGAGAUUAAAAGAUGAGAAUGAUGAUGGUGGUUAUGAUGAUGAAAAGAAAUGUAAAACAGAACAAAGUACUAUGAUACAUUUAAAUGGAACAAUGAAAGAAACUUUAAAAGUAGAUGAACAAAAUGUGUUCAAAAGUGAUGUUAAAAUAGAGGCAACAGAAAUUGUGUCAUAGCUAUAAUAUUCAAUGAACAUACCUCAAACUGUGACAUUGCAUGGCCUCUCCUAAACCAACCAACCACACCUGGUAUACUGUAGUAGUCAAUCAUGUGACCUUUAUUUUUGAUGUUGCG